Messenger RNA from Meloidogyne enterolobii, 800 nucleotides. Lineage: Eukaryota; Metazoa; Nematoda; Chromadorea; Rhabditida; Meloidogynidae. The record is from the annotation of a GenBank genome assembly.
AUGUCGGAGGUUGGACAUGAAAACUUUUCUGAAGCUAGACACGAAGAUGUUCAAGAGAAUAUAUCAGAAGUUAGGCCGGAAAGUGAGCAGGAAGUUGGUGACAGGAAUGUUGAGGAUCGGACUGGCUUUAGUCCUGAAGUUGUUUCUGAGGCUAGACUUGAAGAAGUAUUUGGAGAUGGGCACAUUGGAGAGUUUGCUACAAAUCAAGACGGAUCCAUAAAUAAUUUUGGAAGCCCUACAUCUAGAGAAGGAGAAGGGACAGAAUUUUAUGAGAGGAAUGAAGAUGAAAAUCAACGCGCAGAAGAAAGUGAGCCUGCCACGUUUCGUUCAGAUCAUAUUGAAAAGCAAAGCUUGAAUGAUAAAGAAGAACAAUCUCUUCAGUUAUCUGAAUCACCGAAUCUCUUAGCCUCUGGUUAUGAGGAUGAUGCUCGAUCUAAUCAUUCUAAACCUUUUCUUCAACAGCCUUCAAUAGAAAUAACGCCAGCUUCUGAUCAUAAAUAUGUUGGGGUAUUAUCGAGGAGAAGAUGAACCGAAUAGUGAACAUUCCCAGCCCAUGUCGCCCGUUGGAGAAGAAAGUCAGCAACAACAACCACCCGUCGAAUGGAGGAAUUAUGAACAACAAGACAUUCACCAGGAGAAUCGCAACAAUAAUAACAACAACUACCAAGAACAACUUAUCGACUUCAGCUCAUCACCAACUGCUCAAGGGGAUGAAAUAAUAGAUAUUAGUGAUCAAACACAACAUUCCCCUCAUCAAAACGGGCAUCUGAAAAAUUAUGAGCAACACGAAAAUGAAGAUG